Empidonax traillii (willow flycatcher) is the source of this 1990-nucleotide messenger RNA. Its product is annotated as protein CEPU-1. Gene Ontology annotation, cellular component: neuron projection. The record is from RefSeq and is a predicted model, not a curated record. The transcript is spliced from 9 exons. The coding region runs from base 86 to 1147 and encodes 353 amino acids. Lineage: Eukaryota; Metazoa; Chordata; Aves; Passeriformes; Tyrannidae.
UCCACCUUCCUGCGCUUUGCUCCGGGAAACGCUGGAUUUUAAACCUCUCCCCGCCCGGCAGUGAGUGGGGAAGGAGGAGGAAGACAUGGCCCAGGCCAAAAUGCACCACCCCGUCUCUUGGGUGAUCUUCGCCGGGAUGGCCGCGCUCCUCCUCUCCCAAGGAGUGCCCGUGCGCAGCGGAGAUGCCACCUUCCCCAAAGCCAUGGACAACGUGACAGUGCGGCAAGGGGAGAGCGCCACGCUCAGGUGCUCCGUGGACAACCGAGUCACCCGAGUGGCCUGGCUGAACCGCAGCAGCAUCCUCUAUGCUGGCAAUGACAAGUGGUGCUUGGACCCUCGGGUGGUGCUCCUGGCCAACACCAAGACCCAGUACAGCAUCCAGAUCCAGGAUGUGGACGUGUACGAUGAGGGCCCCUACACCUGCUCCGUGCAGACAGACAAUCACCCCAAGACGGCGCGCGUCCACCUCAUCGUGCAAGUGUCUCCGAAAAUCGUCGAGAUCUCUUCUGACAUCUCCAUCAACGAGGGCGGCAACGUCAGCCUCACCUGCAUAGCCACGGGCAGGCCAGAUCCAACAAUCACCUGGAGACAUAUCUCACCCAAAGCCGUGGGCUUCAUCAGCGAGGACGAGUACCUGGAGAUCACGGGCAUCACGCGGGAGCAGUCGGGCGAGUACGAGUGCAGCGCCUCCAACGACGUCUCAGCGCCCGUCGUCCAGCGAGUCAAAGUCACCGUCAACUACCCACCGUACAUCUCGGAUGCCAAGAGCAGCGGGGUGCCAGUGGGGCAGAAGGGCAUCCUGCUGUGUGAAGCCUCCGCUGUCCCCUCCGCCGACUUCCAGUGGUACAAAGACGACAAGCGGCUGGCUGAAGGGCAGAAAGGGCUGAAAGUGGAGAACAAAGCCUUCUUCUCCAGGCUGACUUUCUUCAACGUCUCUGAGCAGGACUAUGGGAACUACACCUGUGUAGCCUCCAACCAGUUAGGGAACACCAACGCCAGCAUGAUCCUCUACGAAGAGACAACUACCGCUCUGACACCCUGGAAAGGCCCCGGCGCGGUGCACGACGGGAACAACGGCGCGUGGCGACGAGGGGGCUGCGGGUGGCUCCUGGUCCUGCCGCUCGCCCAACUCGCCCGCCAGUUUUGACCCGAGAGCCGGCCCGCGGAGUAGCGGCGGCGACGACCACGGCCAGCGAGCGCAAGCGGAAAGGAGAGGAGGAGGAAGAAGAAGAAGAAGAAGAAGUGUUCACCGUUUCCGAAAAUAAUCAUAAGAAUUGAGAGAGUAUCCGGCCAGGCCACCCUGGGGGAGGGGGAAGAGAGGAAAAACAUGCAAAAAAACCCACCAAACCACCGAACAAGAAAAAAGGAAAAAAAAAAAAAAACCAAGAAAAAAAAACACAAUGGGAAUUUGGAGAGAAAAGGGGAAAAAAUAAUAAUAAUCCAAGGCUUCCUGCUGAAGACGCAACGCGACUGAGUCUUUUUCUUUUCACCCUAUUUUUUUUUUUUUUUGGGGGGGGGGAGUCUCCCACCCCUUUUUUUUUCCCCUCCCCGGUCUUCACCGUUCUCUGCCUCGGGCCAGCGCAGAGGAUGGACGGGGCCAUCGGAGUGUGGUGCUUCCCCCCCUGCCCCGUCCGUGUCACCACCCCAGCCCGCCUGCUCCCUCCCAUGGGACCCUCCAUCCGGACACACCAGUUUUCUCCUCUGACAAGAUUUCCCCUCUUCUCAUGGACUGUGCCGCCAUUUGUGUGUUUCAGAAAAUAUAUAUAUAUAUGUAUAUACCCAGGUAUACAUAUAUGUAUAUGUAUAGAUAUAUAGAUCUUCAACAGUUACCACGCCGCCACGAAGGGAAAGGGAGGAAGGAGACCGGCGUCGAGCCACGCUUUCAUUGUACCAUCCGCGGACAUCGUGAAUGAUAAGGGAUUCUGAGUCAUGGUUAAUUUUAUUAAUUGUAUUUUCUGAUACGAGCCUAGAACUCUUAGUUCCUAAAAAA